AUGUUUAAAUUGAUUGCUUUGAUAUUCGCUGCUUUCUUCGCCAUUGCUGCUGCUCGUCCUAGCCACUUCAGUUCUUCUCCUGUUGUAUACUCUUCCCACUAUGUACAACCCGCCGUGAGAGCUCACUACUCAGUCAAGACUGUUUCCUCUGUUGUUCAUGCUGCUCCCGUAGUACAUCACUCUAUUGCUACUCCUGUAGUUCAUGCUGCUCCCGUAGUACAUCACUCUAUUGCUACUCCUGUAGUUCAUGCUGCUCCCGUAGUACAUCACUCUUUUGCUACUCCUGUAGUCCAUGCUGCACCUUUAGUUCACUCAGCUCCUUUAGUUCAUUCUACUCAUUUAGUUAAAUCAGUUCCUUUAGUUCACUCAGCACCCCUAGUUCACUCUUCACACUUAGUUCAUUCAGCACCUUUAGUACACUCCGCUAAUGUAUUCCACGCUGAUUCCUUAUACCAUUCCCACGGUGCUGUUCCAGUAGUCAAGAGCUACGCUUCUGCUUAUGGUGACUUUAAAAACUAA
This is a messenger RNA of Calliphora vicina (urban bluebottle blowfly), 519 nucleotides long. RefSeq names its product A-kinase anchor protein 14-like. The transcript is spliced from 2 exons. Bases 1 to 519 code for a protein of 172 amino acids. The record is from RefSeq and is a predicted model, not a curated record. Lineage: Eukaryota; Metazoa; Arthropoda; Insecta; Diptera; Calliphoridae.